ACGCUUUGGAAGUCUGUGUUGAAGGCUCUUGCAGCAACCUUUUUGGCGCUAAAUUUCGCGGUGGAUAACAUAAGAAAAUGCAAUUACCUGUUAGACGCAUGUGUCUGAUGUAGCGCCUUAUGCUUUGCCGAGUCAAUGUGCCCAUCAGGAGAGACGACACCUUCGUUCAGUAACGAAGAUUUUUGGGCGCAAGAGAACAUGCUAUAAAAAUGGAAAGUGAUGACAUAGACUCGUGUAUCAUGGACUCCGAAAGCUUCAAUGAACAGCCAGAGUGCACAGAUGAGAACAUGGAUGAAAGUGAAACUCUAGAGCCUAUCCCUGACGAAGCCGAGACUGACGCUGAGUUCGAGAUAGAACCACAAGAGUGCAGUUCACUUUCCUCCGAAGAAGAAAGCUGUGAGGUGGCCCUCACUGUCAGUAUUGCAUUGGCCAUUCCCAAUGCAGCAAGAGAUGAUGACUCAGUGACAGUGAAUGUGAAUGACACAGACAAGACAAAGAAGAAACAAAAGAAAGUCAUCUGCCCAAACACAGUGGUGGAGGCCCCAAAAGCACAGGGCUAUUAUCACAUCGAGUACAAUCUCCUUCCACAUGACCCCGAGCCAACUAAAGUCGAUCUUGUCAUGUUCGGGUUGGCUGCCAAGCUCUACAAGGGCAAUAGAGCAAAAGUGUUAAAGCCAUGGGUAGAGGAUGACAAAACUUGGUUGACCUGGUCUCAGGUCGUCCGUCUCAAAGCAACCAAAGACAUGCUCAUCAAACUACUCCGCCACAAGGUCACCUUCCGGGUGUGGGACACUAAGGACCACGUCUCUGCCACAGCCAAACAUGACAGACCGAAAGCAUUCAGACUGCCCACAGACAAAUCCGACAGUCCAGAACUAUUUAAUUGUAGGAAGAUGGUCCUUAGGAUGAGAAAUAAUUAUGGUAAGGAGGGUUGUAAAGGAAGAGCCCAAACCCGAAAACAGUCUGUAGUACCCACUGACAUGAGGACAUUUCCAGAUAUCACGAAAGUGGAGCCAAAGCUGUCCAAUGCAGAUAUGUCAGCCCAUGAGAAACAGAGUUCGGCCACCGCAAUUAUACAACCUGCAGAUCAGGGCAGGGACCAGGACUCCCCAACAGCGGAGUUAAGAUGGCCUCAGGAGUCAGACCGCUCCUCUUCCAGGGUGUCAGGCCCAAGAGAGAGAGACAGAGCCACAUCAAACAUGUGUUUUAGCAAGAAGUUUCAUCAAAGACGACACACCGCUAUCACCAGGACCUCCCUGGCCCACACCCUGGCCCACACCGACUAUGUGAAGAAGAAUGGAGUUGCCUCAGCAGAGCUCAGCUUCAUUUAUCUCCUUGCAGGGGAGAUGUCUCUGACCGGUUCCAUGGCCAGCCGCUCUAGAGGUGUACUGCAGGGCAUGUGUAACCUGUCACUGGACAGGCCUCUGAUCUCAGGAGAGAUGAAGACAGCACUGAAUCCACUGGUCAUAACCAUACACUCAGCCACACAUCUCCCCUCCACUCCUGUGUCUCUACAUGAACUAGAGGACAAUUGUGAGCCCGUGUACUGCCGAUACAAGUUCCACAACAUGAAGCCGCACAGAACCAAGGGCUACGAGCACAGCAGCAGCAUAUACUUCAAGGACGUGAACGUCAUCUUCGCAGGCCUGAUCAGACCGGGCGAGCUCGUCGAAUACCUCCAGGGCCCACCGCUGCAGAUCGAAGUCCACGACCGUGACAUGCACGGGGACAGAACGCUCCCAAAGUCCUUCGAUGUCUUUGGCCGGACGCCUCAGGAUGGCUUCAUGAGCAGCGUGGCUCAGAUCAGCAGCAAAGCCAUCACCCACAAUCCCUUUGAGAGCGCAAAGCCACAGCACCCGCACGGCGUGGCCCGGCUGAGCUUCGCCGAGCUCCUAAAUGGCCAGCGUUUCCUCAGGUACAACCUCCCCAUCUGUGGCUCGCCCUCUGUGCAGUUCCUGGGUCGGGACAAGACACUCUUUGAGCGGAAGAUGCUGGAUCCGCGCAACAACAGCAGCAACAGCGAUUACGGCGAUGCGUCAGACGUCAUGCCUGUGGGGCACUACCUUCAGUCUAACUCGCAUCUCAAAGUGCAGGUGGAGAUAGCCUGCCCGUUGAACACGGCCACCACCACUGAGGCGGAAUGCCCCUUCAGUCGCAUCGUGUUCAUCAUGAAAAACGACGACGGGAACGGCGAGGCGUUGACCAGACUACGCGCCGAGAUUGUGCGUGUGAAUUCAGCGGCCCUCCAGGUGAAGUCCAAAAUAGAGGAGGUAAAACAGAGGGCGCUGACGUUUCGCAAAGUGAGCACAGAGGAGGUGGAAAGCAGAAAGCUGGACUUCCUUACUGGCUUUCAUUUGCUGGACAAGAACAUGCAUCUCUUUGUUAUUGAAGGACUGAGAGCUGGGGCUGUGAAAGGACUUUGGAAUAUGCCUCUAGCAAAGUCAGACGGGGUCGACAAGCCGCAGAUAACCAUAAUGUACAAUUCAGCGCUGGGCUUCUCCAAGCGUUUGUACGACUGUCUGGACGUGGGCUUCUGCCCCAUCCACCUCCACGAGCCCCUGCAGGACAUCAUGAGAAGGCCACUGCUGUACGUCAGGGACAUGGUCCCACACCUCUGCUUCCAGGGCCUAUCACGCUUAACUCAACUGUGCCAAACAAAGACAAUGAAGGAAGUUCUGCGAAACGACCUGCUCCCUACAGCAGACAUGGUGCUCAGCAUCAGCAAGGAGUUUGGGUCACUGCCUGAGAAAGCACAGAAAGUCCUCAAGGAAAUUGUCCGAAGUGCCACGGGCGAGCAAGAGAAAUCAAAGGUCCGAGUCCAAAGAUCAUUCUCACCCCUUGUCAACCACAACAAAGAGUACGAAGAGAGGUUGAAACUUGUAGCUGCCCAAAAACUCCGUGGGGACACCAAAAACUUUGUUCAAGCCAACAGAGACGAAGUAAGGAGAGCGAGCCUGGAGCUGAACCGACCAAAGACUGUGGUGGUCGUGGCAGAAGUGCCAGAGGGAAAGACGGCUCACAACUACAGCAGCCAGGCCCUCAACUCCACAGAGCAGGCCAAGAAGCUGCUGCGCAAGGAGCUCGCUAAGGCUCCUUCCCAGAGGUAUACAUACAGUCAGGAGUUCCUCUCUGCCAUGUUUGAGCCAUUCGACGUGGAGUCGGAACGCAAGGCGUCACAGGCCAUGUCUUCCCAGGCCCGGCCCAGUCCCAUGGGCUUCAGCUUUCCUGGGUUCAGCAGCAGCAUCGAGUGUAACGAGCACCCCAAAAUGCCAGACGAGCCGCGGAUUGAGGAGCUUAGAAAGCCUUGGAGGGAAAACAUCCUGCACGGGAACACCUUGAGGCCCACUCUGUCUCGCACCAGAUGGCCUUGGGAAUGGCGCUCGGAGGAUUUCGAGCUGUACUCCAGGCCUCCACCUGUCUUCCAGCCAAAGCCUCCCGUCACCAUCCACCUGUCAGGAGACCUUCUGGUGCAAGAGCAGCAAGAGGCGGCCCAGGCACAGUACACCAGGUGGCUGGAGAAGAUCCUUCCAGGCAGGCACAGCCCGGACAGCCACAAGAUUCCAAGUUUUAAAGCCCACAUGAAGAAAGAUGGCCUGGACAAACUCAGUCCCAUCCUUAAAGACAAGCCCCGGAAGAUCACUCUUAUCAAAAGAAGAACGUUUUGGGAGACUCCUACAUCAGUCUCUCCACCACACCUUUCAGAGGUAGCCAAUAGAGAGAGGCAGAAAAGGGUCCAACUUGCGCUGCAUCAGUCUGAUCCCGAAGAAAAUACCUCAAGCCACUCCGCUGGCCAAUUCAAAAAUGAUAAGCCUUUCAGGGGCUACUGGAGAGCGCAUUCGUUCCGGCACAAGAGGACACCUCUGCCAUUGAAGGAGGGAGAGCUGGAUGUGUUCCGAUUCCAGAGUCGUCGUGAGCCAGCCGCAACCAUGCCGCGACUGAAGGCCCACGCAGGGCCCACCGUCGGACACAUCAUAGAGACAAGCACGCACGCCUCUGUAGUCCUGCACGUACAUUAACAAUAAAUAUCCACAGUGGCCCUACCCGA
This is a messenger RNA of Engraulis encrasicolus (European anchovy), 4045 nucleotides long. RefSeq names its product cilia and flagella associated protein 92 (putative) (gene cfap92). The transcript is spliced from 18 exons. The record is from RefSeq and is a predicted model, not a curated record. Lineage: Eukaryota; Metazoa; Chordata; Actinopteri; Clupeiformes; Engraulidae. The coding region runs from base 210 to 4016 and encodes 1268 amino acids.